AUGGAAACAUCUACAUCCCCCUUCUCCACCUCAUCAUCCCUCCCAUCAACAUCUUCAACCCCUCUAGAUUUCUACAAUUCCCCCUUCCCAAACAACUAUUCUCUAUUCGAUCUUACUGUAACUCCAAUGUCAUAUCGAGACAGAAUUACUGUAGAAUUAAGUUUAAAUGCAACUUCAUGGCUUCUCAGCACUUUUCUAGUCAUAUUUGUGAGACUGAAACGAGCGAUUUGGAUGUCUUUGAAGAGCACUAUAGUAUUCGUAACAGUUGGCUCAUUCCUUCUGAAUAUUCCUCUGAUUUUAUUCCAAUCCUGGAUGGUUUUCAAUCUACAAGCAGGUCAUCAACCUGUUUAUUCUAUUUUUCUUUGUUCCUUUCUCAAAAAUUUCUGUAGUUCGACAACUUCUGCAUAUCAAGUUUUACCGUUUGCAGUUUCUCUAUACCGUUACCGUACUGUUGUGCUGAAAGGUCAUCCAUCUCCUUGGUUUGUUAUAAACGUUCACACCAUAGUUACAAUUAUUUUUAUUAUUUACGCAUUUCUCAACUAUCCAUUCGGUGAAAACAAGAAGAAUGAUGUAUGUUACACACUACGAUUUAGUAAUGGAAUGGAACUUGUUAGGAUUUUCUCUACACUGAUGUUCAAUUUUGCCGCAAUUAUUGUGAAUUGUGUGAUUCUUCGAUUUGUGAAACACUUUGAACAUGUCCAAUCGAAACGAGUUCAGUUAACUCAAAGUUUGCUGAUUCAAUCUGUGAUUCCAGUUCUUGUUUCGUUACCGCUAUUGCUCUUAUCUUUUGAAUUUUAUUUUGGUGUCCCUAUGCCUAGCUCAUUUGGCACCACUUGGUACGCUUUGACAUUUCUGGGCCCAUUUCUCAUGCCUUUGUCAUCUAUUCUUGGUAUCAAGAGCACUAGAAGAGAGCUAAUCGAUACUUUGCUAUGCGGAUGCUUCCCGAGACCAACAGUCGGACACAGCCAGAUGAAAUCAGCUGUCACCGUGAUCAUUCCCUCGAAACAUGAACGAAGCACAUUCACAAUUCGUGACGAUGAUUAA
This is a messenger RNA of Caenorhabditis remanei, 1044 nucleotides long. RefSeq lists its product as uncharacterized. Lineage: Eukaryota; Metazoa; Nematoda; Chromadorea; Rhabditida; Rhabditidae. The record is from RefSeq and is a predicted model, not a curated record. The transcript has 7 exons. The coding region runs from base 1 to 1044 and encodes 347 amino acids.